Molecule: messenger RNA, 3669 nt
Organism: Crotalus tigris (Tiger rattlesnake)
Lineage: Eukaryota; Metazoa; Chordata; Lepidosauria; Squamata; Viperidae
Gene: TYSND1
Product: trypsin like peroxisomal matrix peptidase 1
Exons: 4
Biological process (GO): regulation of fatty acid beta-oxidation; protein processing
Cellular component (GO): peroxisome
Molecular function (GO): serine-type endopeptidase activity
Source: RefSeq, a predicted model, not a curated record
CUUCAAAGCGACAGCCCCACCUUUGUAAUCAAACAGAUUCCUAAAGCUCUCUUGCUAUGUAACCAAACGUCUAAAAACAGCCAAUGGGAGAGGACGUUCCUUGCACGAGUCCCCUCCACCAAUCGUAGCGCUGUAAUUGACCGAUCAGCCAAUGAGAGCGAGCUUAGCUCUUUUUCCCUUCGCUGCUUAUUCCGGGUUUGUCCGAUGCUUCCUUUCCGUUUCGCUGGGGUUUCGCGGCUGGUCCGGUGCGUCCCGGGACUUGGUGGGACUUUGCAGCGGAGCACCGCCGGGCAGGGGCGCCUGAUGUGAAGCGCAGAGGCGAGGGGGCUCCGAUCUUCCCGGUUCAAGGAAGGAGCAGGGCAGGACUGAAUAGGCGACUCUUGAAGUUGACGGACUUUCUUUGCAUUAAACUCCCCGCAUUUUGCAGAACUGGGCUUUCCCUUUCGCGCUCUCACGCUUUCCUCUCCGGACUAUCGGUAGAGAGAUUCGCCGGUGAGGGACCUCGAUUUAUUUUCCCUAUGUCCGAAACUCUGGGAUCGAAAGCAGCCCGAGCUGGCUGCGUGGUCUCCGUGUCUCACUCCCAGGUCUCCAGCGGACCUUGCAGCGGCAGUGGCGUCCUCUUGAGUCAAGACCCGGGGAUUGUUCUUUGCCACGGGAUCCUCUUUUCCCCUUUCCUUCUGGAAGCCGAGCAUCCUGAUUGGUCUCGGGGCAAAGUCCUCCUCGCCGAUCACUUCUCGCCGGGCCUCCAGAUCCAGGUGCUUAGGGCAAGUGGAUGCAGCAGCAAAGCGAACCGGAAUGGUCUGGCUGGCGACCUGGGGGAAGAUAACCCAGUGUUAAGGUUCAAUCCACUUUCGAAUCGGCUUCAAUCCCCCCACGGUUGGAGGGACUGUGAAGCCGAACUCCUGAUGGUAGUCGCUUGUCCGCAGUUCCACCAGGCCUUCUCCAAAAUCUUCAGUGCUUCAGAUCAGUGGCAUUUUGGAGGGAAUGACUUUGAGCAGAAAGUCAACUCUUUGGAGCAUGAUUUGCAUUGCUUGCACUGGUUUGCUCUGCUGAGGAUCCUGGAGCCUGAUUCCUAUGGAGCAAGUUGGGUGAACUGUGUUCCAGCCAGAUCCCUCAGGAAGGGUGAUACCGUCUUUGCAUGUGGCUCUCCUUUCGGCUCAUUUUGCCCGGACAUUUUCAUGAACACCCUUAGUAAAGGGAUAGUCAGCAACCUGGCAGGAGCAAACAAUGCCCUCCUCUUGAUUGACGCUCGUUGCUUGCCUGGCACUGAAGGAGGAGGCGUCUUUGUCAUGUCAGGAAUCGGUCCUCAUCUAGUUGGAAUCAUCGUAGCACCACUUUGCUGGAAAUCCACAGAGUGGGUUGGCUUGACUCUGGUUUGUGCCAUUGACUCCAUUCUGGAGAGUGUUGCAGAGGUGCUUUCUGGGUCUGGUGGCUUCCUGAAGCCUUGGUUGCUCCCCAUGGAACUUGUGACUAGAUCGCGUAGGAUGAUGGUACUCGGAAAUGGACUGGACAGGCACCUGUUGGAUGCUGUGGUUCUGAUAGAAUGUGGGUGAGCCUGGGGGUCUGGGGUGAUGAUAAAUUCAAGGCUGUUGUUAACCUGUCGGCAUGUGGUCGGUCGAGCACCAAAUGUCCGUAUCAGGUUUUUAACUAAUCCUAAUAGGGAUUCUGCAGUGAAAGGAAAUGUAAUGUUUGCAACAAAGGACUCUUCUCCUUACGAUAUCGCAUUGGUGGAGUUGGAAGAAAGUUUAUCCAGAUUGCCAGAGCUUGUUCUAGCAUCAACGUUUCAUCCAGGAGAAGAUGUGAGUAUGGUGAGCUUUGGUGUCUUCGGUCAGGCCUGUGGACCGUCUGUGACAUCGGGAAUCCUCUCGGCUGUGAUCACUGUGGAAGAUAAGCCGGUGAUGCUCCAGGCAACCAGUGCGGUUCACAGCGGCUCAAGUGGAGGCGCCCUUUUUGGCACUCACAGUGGGAAACUUCUAGGAAUUGUUGCCAGCAACACAAAGGAUAACAGCGUCGGUGUGACCUACCCUCACCUAAACUUCAGCAUUCCCAUUACAGUCCUGCAGUCAGCCAUCUCGGAAUAUAUCCACACCGGAAGCCUGCAUGGCUUUCAAGAACUGGACAGAGUAGGAGAAAGAAUUCAGGUGGUCUGGAGGCUUCAAAGGGAACCCUUGGAGAUCCCACUCAGCAAACUAUGAGAAUUUCCAUUGAAGAAGAGCAGAAGAGUAUUGGCUUCAUAGGUCAUAGGUCCAGACUACCCGUUGAAUAGUCUCAUCCUGCUAGACAAGCCCCGCCCCACGUGUGCUGGCAGAGAGGGCCUACCGCGGAUCCUGUCAGUCAAAGAACUCUAUUGGGAUCUAGAAGAAAAGUCUUCUCUGCUGCAGUGCUCGCCCUUUGGAAUAUCUUAUGCUCCAAAGUGAGGUCUACCUCCACCCUCCUAUGCUUCCCUAAGAGCUUGAAGACCUGGCUCUGCCAUUUGGCCUGGUGACCAGAUGGGGAAGUUCCACAAUCUAGCAGAUGGCUGCUAGAUUAAUGGCAAAUCCCACCUCCCAGCUUGCUCCCUGCUUCCCCAACUACCCACUUUUAUUCUCACAUCGCUGUGUCAUUGUUUCCCUUUUCAUUCUUUAUUCUAAUGUUCCACUACUUUGCUUAUUGUUGUUUGCACUUCUUUUCAUUUCUCUGUUUUUAUUGUUGUAAGCCAUUCUAGAACAGUCCCUCGGCAAGAUAGGCAACAUGUAAAUCUAACAAAUAAUAAAAUACAGUACAUACUGGGCUAAAGUGCUUCUAGUUCUACUGUAAACAACUCAAUUUAUGGAACUGACCCCAAAUUAAGAGGUUGUACAAACAAAAAGGAGUUUCAUUUGUUUCAGUAGCUUUAUUGGCCAGGCAUUUCAUUUGAUUUCACUUAGCAUUCUUGUCCUAAUUUGCCAUUAUAGUUGGUCCUUAACUUACAACCAAAAUAGGAAUCAAACAUCUAUCUCUAAGCAAGAUGGCCAUUAAGUGAGUCGCACACAGUUUUACAACUGUUUUUGCCAUGGUUAAGUAAAUCACUGUGGUUAUUAAGUGGAUCACAGAGUUGUUAAGCAAAUCUAGCUUCCCCUGUUGAGUUUGGAGCCAAGCAGCUGAAUUUUGAUCACUUGACCGCAGAAAGGCCGCAAUGGUUAUAAAUGCAAGAUUGGUUGUAAGUCACUUUUUUCAGCACCAUUGUAACUUUGAAUGAUUGCUAAAUGAAUAGUCAUACGUCAAGGAUUACCUGUAUUUCCCUGACAGUGUCUAUCUUGGUCAAGCACCCUGCUUAUACUUGUUAUGUACUGCGUUUUUCCAUUACGCCUGGAAGUCUGUUUUAGAAUGUCUUCCUUCAAUUCUUUGCAAAAGCUCAUUUUUCUGUUAUCCCAUUCCAUAUAUAGCUUAUGCUUUACCUUUGGCUUCCCAUUGUCUUCCUGAAUAGUUGAAAUGUGGGUUAAUUCUUGGAAGAACAGAUCUUUCUUCUUCUUCGUUAUGGUGCUGUAUAAAUAAAUAACAGAGAGUGCUUUAUCUUUUGUACUGAAUAAUGCACUUAGUACCUUUCUUUGGCCACUGGAUAUUUAACUAAUCACCAUUUUAAAUACUGACCAAUUUCUCUUUUGCUUGGUUUGUUGAGCAUUUUCUGAAAAAUAAAAAACUUCAAAUAUC